AUGAUGCCACCCGUCCUCCCAUCCACGACCUCAAACUCAUUGCUGCGCAGCGCAAAGCAGCCAUGCCUCAUCAAGCCAGCUCGCGCCAAGAAUACGUCAGAAUCUGCUUCCGGUUCCACGCCAUCAGUUGCCUCCGGUCCAUCUGCCCUCUCUCGCACCACACUCAGUCAGCGUUUCCGAAGGGCCGUCCAGCAAGGCGAUCUCAGCGCGGCCCAGCGCAUCUCAGCGAGGGCAUUCGAACUGCAAUUCCUGCCUCAUCCAGCAGCUAUCCACGACGAUGAUGCUGGUGGCGGCGAGCAAUCGAGUCCGAACUGCCCUCCUCGACUACCCAAGGCGGCCCUGCGCGCCGCACAGGCACAGCGUCCUUCGUCGGCGCAUCCAUUCGAUGUGCGCAACGUCGAACCUAUCCCCGAGCGUAUCGGCCCUUCGAGGCAUCACCACCAGCGCAAAUACACGCUCGCCAUCCAUGAUGAGCCCGUCGCUGCUGCAGAUACAGCAACCAGCGCGGACCCGAGCCUGCUCAUCGCCAUCAAGAACAAUGCCGACGUCGAGCUGAUCCGCUGGCUCAUCGAGAUGGGUCACGAACACAAUGCACCCAGUGUCGACGCCGAUGGUAACACCGUGCUUCACUUGGCCACGCUCUACGACCGCUCCGACAUCAUCUACGCCUACUCGACGUACACGACCAGCCACGUCGCGUCGACACUCGCAGACCUCAUCGACGCAGAAACGCUGCACGAGCGCCGCACAGCGCUGCAUCUGGCGUGCAUCCGCGGCUACGACGACGUGACGCGCCAGCUGCUAGAUUUAGGGGCUGAUGUUGACCUGCAGGAUCGCGCUGGCAACACGGCUUUGCACUUCGCCUCUGCUUGGGGACACCUAUCGCUCGUCCAGCUGCUUAUAGAAAGGGGCUGUUCGCUCGCAGUCAAGAAUGCCGACGACUCGACCGCUUCGGACUACGCCUACUCGCACAGCGUCAAAGAGGCGCUCGAGACCAUGGGUCGGGCGCGCUAUGAGAGCCGCAAAAAGACGCGGCGGGUCCCUGUGGCGACUGUGAUGCCUGCAGCCAUCCGGCCGUCUGUAUCUACUGCCUUUUCUCAGGGUGACGAAUCGACUGUUUCAGACAGACAGUCGCGGUCCCGUCCGUUCCCGUCUUUUCUCAGCCGCAAUGGAUCGCUUGGCGGGGCGUCGAGGAGCAACUCGAACACCACGCCUGUGCGCAACACUUUCCAUGACACCAGUGCAUCAGAAAACACGCCCGAGCUGUACGACGACUGGGAUCCAGAGAAGACGUUUGCGCAGCCUGGCCAGGAUCUGUUCCCCAGCAAUCGGGGCGCGUUUUCGUCGCCACCGGUACAGCGCGUCGCCAGCCCUGCUCAGCACGCCACACCGAGUCGCACGUCGAUCGAUCUAUAUGCUGAAGUGCUGAAUCUUUCUCCGCGCGCCCCACCGCCACUUGUGCGCAGAACACCGAGCCCGGGGAAUAUUGCAGCUUCAGCGGACAAGGUGAGGAUGCAAGACGCUGCGGCCAUGUCGCUGUUUCGCACCUCGACGCCGCAGCCUGGAUCCGGACAUGUGCCGGGCAGGAUCGAGACCCCGCCGAUCCCAUAUGGAUUCAGGAGCGAGAGUCCGAUGACGCUAUCGGUGAGGUCCAAUAGGAGCGGGGUCAAGUCUCCUCCCGUGCCGCUGGUGGUGCCGAGCGGGAGGAGGAGUACAUCUGAUUCGGCAACGAGUGACGGUGGGGUCAGGAGCGAGCACGGCAACGCAUCGGCAGGGGAGAGAAGCUCAGGCGGACCGCCGUUGCUGGCUCCGGUUGCGACGUUGCCACAGAAUUCUCAGCUGUUUGGGGGUAAUCACGAUACGAGUAUAGACAAGGGUGGGAAGGCGGACUCAGUGGAUGAGAGGUUUGGGAGAAGCGUGUAUGAUGAGGUACAAGCGGCGGGGGGACGUCGUGAUUCCAGCCCUUCUACGCCGAGACCUGCAGAUGAUCGCGAGACUUUCGCUUGA
Molecule: messenger RNA, 2007 nt
Organism: Sporisorium graminicola
Lineage: Eukaryota; Fungi; Basidiomycota; Ustilaginomycetes; Ustilaginales; Ustilaginaceae
Exons: 1
Coding region: 1-2007 (668 amino acids)
Molecular function (GO): protein binding
Source: RefSeq, a predicted model, not a curated record